AUGGGACAAUUAUGUAUUGAGAAACCAAAACAAAAACACUCUGAAGAUAAUUUACAUGAACUUAAUCCAUAAACAUAAAAGUAACCAUAAACAUAAGAAUCCUCUCUUUAAAAUCCCAAUUUGACAGAAUAAGAAGUAAAAGAAAAAACUCAAGUUAAAUUACUCGAUUCUGUAAACACUCAUUAAAACUAAUCUAUUCAUGAUGUUUAUAAAUUACUCUCUCCUCCGUUAGGGAGUGGGUCGUAUGCUGAAGUGCGUAAAGGUGUUCACAAGGUGUUAGGUAUUACUAGAGCAAUUAAAAUCAUAUCCAAAACAGAGGCCACCAACGAAGAGGUAUCUAGAGUCUUACAUGAAGCAGAAAUACUUAAACAAUUGGAUCACCCUAAUAUAGUAAAAAUUCUAGAGAUUUACUAAAAUGCUCAAUAAAUUUUCAUUGUAACUGAAUUAUGCACAGGAGGUGAGUUAUUUGAUGCGAUAGUGGAAUCUCAACAAUUCUCAGAGAAAGAUGCAGCUAAGUUAAUGAAAUAGGUAUUACAAGGAUUAAACUACUGUCAUCAACAUAAAAUAGUACAUAGAGAUAUCAAACCUGAAAAUAUCGUCUUCGAAAGCAAGGAUAAAAAAGGAACAAUUAAAAUCAUAGACUUUGGAACCUCAAGAGUAUUUGAUCCUCAUCAAAAGAUGAAUCAAAAGAUAGGAACUCCUUAUUAUAUAGCACCAGAAGUAUUAAAAAAAAAAUACGAUGAAAAGUGUGACAUUUGGUCAUGUGGAGUCUUAACUUAUAUUUUAUUAUGCGGUUAUCCUCCAUUUAAUGGGAAAUCCGAAGCAAAGAUUUUAGAAAAGGUUGAAUAAGGAAAAUAUGAUUUUAAUUCAGAGGAAUGGGAUAUCAUCACAGAGGAAGCAAAAGAUUUUAUUUCGAAAUUGAUGGAAAAGGAUCCUUUCAAAAGAUACAAUGCAGAAUAAGCACUCAAACAUCCAUGGAUUACAUAAUAAAAUGAGGAUGUCUAAAACGAAUUGCCAUAAAUUGACAGGGCCCUAAAGAACAUGAAAACAUUUAAAUCGACUAAAUAACUCCAAUCUGCAAUUUAUCAAUACAUUGUGAAUUAAUUUUCAACUUAGGAAGAUAAGUCAGAACUUUUGAAAACUUUUAAAGCUCUGGAUACAAAUAAUGAUGGCUAAUUAAGUCGACAAGAACUUUUAAUUGGGUUAAGGAAGGUUAUGAAUGAAAAUGAAGCUGUGGAGGAAGUUGAGAGAAUCAUGAGGGAUAUUGAUUAAAAUAAUUCAGGAACUAUAGAUUAUUCUGAAUUUGUUGCUGCUUCUAUAAACAGAUCAAAGUUAUUAUCUCAGGAUCGUCUUGCUAAGACAUUUAAGGCUAUUGAUAAAGACGGUAAUGGUUCAAUAAGUAUUGAUGAAUUGAAAUUAAUAUUUGGUAAUGGGUUAGUUCCAGAUUAGAUUUGGAAAUAAAUCAUCCAUGAAGUAAAUGAUAAAGAGGAGAUAACUUUUUAAGACUUUUCAGAAUUAAUGCUAAAUUUGGCAUUUUGA
Molecule: messenger RNA, 1539 nt
Organism: Paramecium tetraurelia
Lineage: Eukaryota; Ciliophora; Oligohymenophorea; Peniculida; Parameciidae
Exons: 6
Biological process (GO): intracellular signal transduction; peptidyl-serine phosphorylation; protein autophosphorylation
Cellular component (GO): nucleus; cytoplasm
Molecular function (GO): calmodulin binding; calcium/calmodulin-dependent protein kinase activity; calcium-dependent protein serine/threonine kinase activity
Source: RefSeq, a predicted model, not a curated record